This is a messenger RNA of Sinocyclocheilus grahami, 2522 nucleotides long. It is a transcript of the gene glra3, whose product is annotated as glycine receptor, alpha 3. Gene Ontology annotation, cellular component: plasma membrane. The transcript has 10 exons. Gene Ontology annotation, biological process: monoatomic ion transmembrane transport. The record is from RefSeq and is a predicted model, not a curated record. Bases 1 to 1395 code for a protein of 464 amino acids. Gene Ontology annotation, molecular function: glycine binding; transmembrane signaling receptor activity; transmitter-gated monoatomic ion channel activity. Lineage: Eukaryota; Metazoa; Chordata; Actinopteri; Cypriniformes; Cyprinidae.
AUGAGCAUCCUCUGUGACUGCUUCGCUCUGUUGACCACCAUUGAUGCUUCAUUGGCCUGUGGUUUCCAUGGUAACUGUCUCAAGGCCUUUGUUGGUAUUGGAGAUGAGCAAAGUUUGGUAGCGUCAAAAAAAACAGAAAACCCUCAAGGAGAAAAAGCAUCAUCACCCUCUGACUUCCUUGACAAGCUCAUGGGAAGAACCUCAGGUUACGAUGCCAGAAUUAGGCCCAACUUUAAAGGUCCGCCUGUGAAUGUAACAUGCAACAUAUUCAUUAACAGUUUUGGCUCCAUUGCAGAGACAACUAUGGAUUACAGAGUGAACAUAUUUCUCCGGCAGAAGUGGAACGACCCUCGGUUAGCUUACAGCGAGUACCCAGAUGACUCCCUGGACCUGGAUCCCUCAAUGUUAGACUCCAUUUGGAAGCCUGAUCUGUUCUUUGCCAACGAGAAGGGAGCACACUUCCAUGAGGUCACCACUGACAACAAGCUCUUGAGAAUAUUCAAGAAUGGAAAUGUCCUCUAUUCAAUCAGACUGACUCUGACGCUCUCAUGUCCGAUGGAUCUGAAGAAUUUCCCCAUGGAUGUGCAGACGUGCAUAAUGCAGCUGGAGAGUUUUGGCUACACAAUGAAUGACCUGAUCUUUGAGUGGCAAGAGAAGGAUUCUGUACAGGUGGCCGAAGGUUUGACGCUCCCACAGUUCAUCUUCAAGGAUGAUCCUGAUUUAAGAUACUGCACCAAGCACUACAACACAGGCAAGUUCACAUGCAUCGAGGUACGUUUUCACCUGGAAAGACAGAUGGGCUACUACCUGAUCCAGAUGUACAUUCCCAGCCUGCUCAUCGUCAUCCUGUCCUGGGUCUCCUUCUGGAUCAACAUGGAUGCCGCUCCUGCCCGUGUUGCCCUGGGAAUCACCACAGUGCUCACGAUGACAACUCAGAGCUCUGGAUCCAGGACAUCCUUACCUAAGGUGUCUUACGUGAAGGCAAUUGAUAUCUGGAUGGCUGUGUGCUUGUUAUUUGUCUUUUCUGCCCUGUUGGAGUAUGCUGCAGUCAACUUUGUUUCACGGCAACACAAAGAACUAUUACGAUUCCGACGGAAAGCCAGGAAGAAGUCUGGCAAGGAGGAGGAUGUGCAGGAGAGCCGGUUGAGCUUCACGCCCAAUGCAGGGAAAGACGGAGCCGUGCCCAAAGCUGCUAAUAAUGCGGCCACAACACCCUCUGACCCAACCCUUACUGCCGGCAAGAGUCAUGAGGAGAUGAGGAAACUCUUCAUCGACCGAGCCAAGAAGAUCGACACUGUGUCCCGUGCCGGAUUCCCACUGGCCUUCCUGUUUUUCAAUAUUUUCUAUUGGGUCCUUUACAAAAUCCUACGUCACGAGGACGUGCACAAGCCAUAGAUGGAACAUGGCGUGUUGCACCUUGGGAGGUACGGUUGUAACACAGCAAAGCUGCAUCAAUGAACUCUGAUGUUUCCUGCCAAGAUCUAUGCUAAAAUGACUAUGAAAAACUGUGAUGUCAAGGACCGGUGGUUAAUUUCAAUAGUUUGUUUGUGUUAUACACCCAUACGAAGACACUGCACUCACUAUGCAAUGGAUAGGUAUCCGUAGGGCCUCUGACACACCUGUCCCACAACAAAAGUGGUCAGCACUUCUACACACCUGUUUAACACAGAAACACAGUCCAAUAGUGACUACAGCCCCUCGUAGUGACAUAUGCGUGUCUUGCACUGGUUUUGUCGACUCUGUUGUCUUACAGCUUUAUUGCCAAUGUUCUGUGUUGUAUUUUUGAUAUACAUCUAUUGAAAAAUGGCAAGAGUGCAAGAGCAGAAAUGUAUAUUAUACAGAUAUCCAAACACAAACUACUAAUAUUGAUUAUUUUAUAAGGAAGAGUUACCUAGUUUUUAUUAGCAGUAAUGUGUCCCCGAACAUUUUGUCCCAACCUGAUUGUUGACCAGCUCUAGAAACCAGCAUCCAGGCCAAAAACAUUCUGAGCUAAAUCUCAAGAAUGACCCUGAACCAGCAAAGAAGACAAUUGUGUUUACAGCCAACUAUAUGAACACCUUAACAUUAACUGCUUCAAGGAAACACAUUUUGAAAACUUUAAUGGGUAGCGUACUGUCAGUACCCAUUAAGAAAUUGAAACCAUCCUUCAAGUUUUUCCUCAAACAAAAGCCGUAUUGUUCGAAAACCAUUGCUCACUUCAAACUAAUGAUGCCACGGCAAUAUAAUGCGGCUGGGAGUGAAUAAUGUCACACAUGUGUUGCAAAUUCAUGGAUGGAGAAAUAAAUUCAAGGAGGGCUUGUUAGGAUAAUGUUGCAGUCAAUGAGUUUUCUGAGACAAGUCCUCAGUCAAAAAAAUGUAAUGCGAAAAAAAUGUAAAUGAGAUUCAUUAUUAUGAACAUAAUUAGAGUGGUUUUAAACUAAUCUGACUGCAUGUAUGGUGAUUGUAUAACUAUGAAUUCUGAAUAGACAUUAUUAAAUUAUACUAAAAGAGAAUUAUAUUUAAUUCUGCCUCUGAAGAUAUCC